AUGUUCCGUUCUCCCAGAGAAGUCUGUUCUCGGAACCCUAGAGAAAACAAUUGUGAAAGAACAGAGCAGGGGGGAGCGUACUGUUGUGAUUUUUGCUACGAUGGCUGGGACAGUGAAACUGAAGUUGAUAUACAUCGCAAUUCUACUCAUAGAAAAGAAAUGUUGGAUUUGUUAAAAGAUCCGAACCAGCAUAUUUGCAGGAUCUGCUACAAGUCAUAUGAAGAUUAUAAUGAUUUGAUCCGUCACAUAAAAACCUGGCACCUACUCAGCAGCGAAGAUGCAGUACGUGUGGAACCCUGCAAAGGUGUUGAUAUGCCACUGAUUGAAGAUACUCAAAUACGCAUUUGUAUAUUUUGUCGAGAGAUCUGCUUUGGGGAGCAAAGUGCAAAAGACCAUAUAUGCAUUUGUUUAAAAAAAAAAUGUGAUCGCAAGAAACCCAAGUCUAUAACGGCAGAUACUGAUGAGUUAUUAAUAGUCUUAGUGGAAGAGGAAGAUGAUCCUAAAGCAAAUGGUAACAGCUGUAGCCACGAAAACAGUUUGAAAAGAAGCGCUGAAGACCAGAAACACUGCAAUUAA
This is a messenger RNA of Parnassius apollo (apollo), 576 nucleotides long. Lineage: Eukaryota; Metazoa; Arthropoda; Insecta; Lepidoptera; Papilionidae. The record is from the annotation of a GenBank genome assembly.